GCUAUUUUAUUUUGGCUGCCAUUUGUGCUUGAUAAAGCUCUCACUAUACUUGAUGAACAAACUGAAGUCAAUAAUAAUAACACAACCAAUCCUAUCACUCAGGAUAUCUAUAUUUUUGUAAACAAAGAAGGUUUAGACAAUAAUCUUGACAUUAAUAUAACAAAUAACUCCUAUGAUAAUAUCAAUUUUAGUGAUGAAGAAAGCAAUUUUGAUAAUCUGAAUAUAUUUGCAACAUGGUUUCCAAUUAAUAAAAUAGCAUACUUUUCUACUAAUAUAUAUAAAGGAAAAUUACUAUCAAAGCAGCAAUGUUCCAACAUCCUCAGAAAAGAACCAAGAAAUAUGAAUAUUAAAUACAACCCUCUCGCAAUAGACAGAUAUAUAUAG
This is a messenger RNA of Racocetra persica, 384 nucleotides long. Lineage: Eukaryota; Fungi; Glomeromycota; Glomeromycetes; Diversisporales; Gigasporaceae. The record is from the annotation of a GenBank genome assembly.